This is a messenger RNA of Spirometra erinaceieuropaei, 6019 nucleotides long. Lineage: Eukaryota; Metazoa; Platyhelminthes; Cestoda; Diphyllobothriidea; Diphyllobothriidae. The record is from the annotation of a GenBank genome assembly.
AUGUCCAAGCGGCCCCGGCGAAGUCGGACACCACGAGAACCGAACGAGGAAGAGAAGAAUAUUAUUAUUUCAGUCAGACAUUGUGCUCGAGAAUUGGAUGAUAUUCUUCAAGGAGCACGUCGUAAAGCCGAGUCAAAUGCAAGGGUGUUUGCAGAGUCCGCUGCGUCAACCUUAUUUCGCGGCCUCGAAUCCUAUGCGGACAUGUAUGAAAAGUUGAAGCUAAAAUCCAGGGAGGCACUUAACCGCCUCUUCCAACGUGCACACGACUUAGACGACGUGUUAGAUGCGCAGGACGCAAUUGAGGAAACUGAAGGCUGUUGGCGCAACUUCCUUUCAAACGUUGACAGGGAAAUUGAACAGUCCACUCCUGUCGACGAUAAGACGAAGACACAUGAACCUAAAGAUUUGGGAGAUUACAUAGACCUCGCCCAUCCUGUCCUUGUUGACUGCCAAUCAAAUAACGUGUGCACACUCGAGACCAUUUUAUCCAACCAUCCCAGUCUUCUUCUGAUAUUUCAACCUGCCUAUCUCCCUGACACCGCUGUUCGGUGGCGUUUUUCAGAAAUAUCGAAAAUUGCGGUAAGUUAUACCCUCGAAGAAGAGUAUAAGUGCCACUUAUUCUUCUUUCUUUAGCUUACAUGAGACAACAUUGUAAGGCGUUGGCAUUUUGCUUGAAAAGAAACUAAGGUGAACCAACUUUAGUCGUUUUUAUUUUAAUUGUAUUGUAACUUUAAAAACGCCUGGCAGUUGGCGCGUGUCAUUAUUGGUUAUCUGUUUAUUUUGCUGUCAUUUGUUUUUCUGCCGAAAUUCCUUCUGAGGCUUGACUCUAACCACAGUUCAGUGGUCACAAUGCGGAUCUAAACUGGUAGUUUGCACUGAACGUGGCCCAUUAUCAAACAUUAUAGAGGAGAGAAAAUUCUGGCGAGAUAUGCAUCAAAAAGUGAAGUUGACCACUUGGAACCCAGUUUGCAACAGGCCGAUGAGUUAAUGGCAAUCUCAGUCCUACAGGCGCGAAUAUGGGUUAAUGGUGCUGAGUUUGUUGGAAUCCUCACACCUAGCACUCGGUUACUGAUUUGGAUUAUGCACGCUUUAAGGAAGUUGAUUUGGCCUUUGCAUUCCAGAGUGCGAGGCCUCUUGAACCACUCACAGGGUAAGCUCAAUUUCCGGCGAAUCUGAUGUCCACGCCCCAGUGGUAGUGAGAAUGCGCUUCCCAGGUGGGAUGCCAAAAGAAAAACAGUGUUGGCUGGGAGGAGUUUAUGCUUGUUCUGACGUGUUGUCAUGGACUUCCCCCGGCUGCACCCCCACGUUGAAAUAAACGAAAGUCCAGUGGCCCGUUUGCACCACUGCCCUGUGACUUUCGAAUAAGGCAAAAGCAAUACCCGUUAUAACCGCGGCCAACAUAUAUCGCCUAGUUAAACCCUUUAAUAUUGCCGCUGCUACCCUUCCAUUGUGGAUUUUAAGUGUGCGCCUGCCGGGACCUAUUGUGUCUCUUCGCGCCGACUAAUACUAUUCUACCGAAACUUGCACUACUCGUCCGGGCCUACUGCCAUAGAAGAAUAGGUUAACAGGGCUUGGUAAAAAAGGGACUAGUUCGGCAUUAUUAUCGACAUCCAUUAGAUCCUGCCGUUUCACCGCCACCGUCUAAUGUGCCACCGUGCACUAUUUAGCACGCCUUUAUUUGACAGAUUGCUCCGGCAUCACUAGACGUCGUGGUCUAGGCAUUCCCAGUCUGCACGUUGCGUUGCUGACGUACUCCUUGGCUGUGUUGCAUGCUUCGUCUCACAUAAUGGCAUUCUCCGCUAAUAAUUCCCAGAGGCCACUACUUGAUCAAGGUAGACGGCAAAGUUCCCCGAUUUUUUUUGUUUGGCUCUCUGGGAAUUGGGCCAAAUAAAGUUAUGGACUGCCCUAAAAUCUUCUGUACGCGGUUUUCACUUGCCUAUUCCAUUAACAUAGCCGUGUCCCGUACCGACAUUAGGGCAAAUUUGUCCAUGACGUUAUUUCUCCUAAUCCUGUUGUAGCUUUCCAUCACGUCAACAUUUGUAGAGUGACGAUCUGCAAGACACCGGUUCAAGCAAAUAGAUUAGUAUGCCCGGCUAAGGGAGAUAUAAGACACACCAAUGCCUGGAUGUACUUUUAUUUUAAAAGGUCGAUUCCUAAGCUUCUCUGUUUUGCUUCUCGGUUCACCUUUAUAGGCCGAUUUUCACAAUUUCAACGUGGGCUUCGCUGUAAUAACUUGGGGUCCUGAGGAAGUAGUUCGGGCCUGGAGCAAGCACCUCGCGAAACAUAUCAGCAAACCAAUUCUAUGGGACCGUGAACAGUUUUUCUGCUCUCUUCUGGACUUCAACUACGGCUGUUCCGCGGUAAGGAACCUAUUACAAGCUAUACUUUUUUCCCGUUUCAACUUUUGGAUAGGGGAUGCGCGCAUUAUUUUUGCUCUACGUUACUUACAGUAGGGAGAUGCUGACUAAAAUCUCUUAAUAUGUUUUGAAGUUGAGGACAUGACUUACUCUAAGUUGGAGUCUCUAAGAAACCUAGAAUAUACUACCCAAUUCAUUUAUACAUAUUUGCAUUCUAAAUUUCAACCGAAAUUCGUUCUGGUUAUCUGUGUGAAUUGUGGUCGGAAGAAGAAAACUUAAAUGGAUGUUUCUAGCUCUAUUUUGCAAAAAGUGGUUCUUGGUUCUUCAACGUUUAGCAGGAACCUGCGUCAUUUCGAAAUAUACUUUACGAGAGUACGGAAUAUCUUGAUGUUAAGUAGUAAGUAGUUCGCAGCCACUUCUUCACACGAAAAUGGUUUCAUACCUCUUUUACAGUACCUAUGAAAAGACCUGACGUUUUUAAGGUAUUGAACUCCAUCUGGAUCAUGUUCGCAGUUUGCAAGCAGCACCAGUCAACCUAAGGAUAUUAGGUCACUAAUAUUCAUGUGAAAGCCUCGUAAUUACAGUUUUUUAAAAGAACGUAAAUCGCCUCCCUCUCGAGGAACCGCGCUUCCCUGAGACCUCCACGACCUCUUCUAAAAUUUACGUUUGGUAGCAGCUUUCAGUGCGGUUCCCAGGUGGAAGCCCCAUCUUUCUGUUACUGAAGUGGAGAAUGCACUCAGUCUACAUAGUAAUCAGUUGGAGUGAUUCUAAACCAAGUCUUUUGUAACUCAACUUUUUGUGCUAUAUGAUGAGUAGUGUUACAAUCGAAGGCACUUCAGUGUUUUGUGAACUUCGGCGUUCACACGGAGCUGCGAAGUUGAAUUCCCCCCAGCCGACGGUCAGAGCUACUCGCACAAACCGACCUCUUAUUCUAAUACAAAUUUUCGAAAUCUUUAUGACAGGAUGCCCGUUUUGACUUAUUCAGCUUCAUUACGUCAUAAGCCAUAAAAACCACCCAAUCAUCACUAUCCUGUCAUCCGUACAUACUCAAACUUAUCGACCCAUUCCUCGUCUCAAUUUUUCUGCCUUCCAAAUUCGCUUUGAAAGAGACCUCUCAAGAUUGUAUCUCCAUUCCCAUUUCCAGUUGUGGGCCGCUGAAAUGCUCGAUUUCUGCGGCUGCCAGCGGUCAAUAUUCAAGCGCUCCGUGGAGCCGCCGCCUCCUGAACUGAAUUGGCUGACCUGGAAGUGGGUUGGAGGCGAGGUGUUUGUCGCCUCACCCAGAGUUAGCCGACUCAUCUACAAGAAGGAACUUAAAGCGGCCGCGGCCUCUUCAGAGGGUAAAAAUGAGGACAGUAGCAGCAGCAAGCCUCGUCCAAAACUGCCUGAAAGCAGUUCCAGCGCGCGCAUUUGUUUGCUGCAUCGUGCGUCUAACAUUGCGGACGUCGCGCCUUCCGGCAGCGUCUACCAGGCCGCACUCACCUGCCAUGCUGCAUCUCUCAGCAUGACCGAAGCUGAAGUGAUGGACGAGAUCCGCAUGCGUCGACGACUCGCCACUCCACCCGAGUCUGCCCGACUGCAGUAUGAAGCUCCAACCGGCAUGUACUACGACCCUGAAACGGAACUGCACUACGACGCAAAGACCGGCUACUUCUACGAUGCCGGCAGGUCGAUGUACUACUAUUGGUCAAAGGAGCAACACCGCUACGUACCGGCUAAUGACUUGGUGCAGUCGCAAUUCAUCGCCGCACAGAACGCCCAGAUAGCGGCAAUGCAGGCGGCCGCCAUGCGUUCCGUUGUGGAACAGGAGGCGGCUCGAGCUGCGGGCGCAAAGGUCGCUGCUCAGCUGGCUGCCAUCCGGGCACAGAAGGAUGAGUACGCUUCCUACGCCUACGCGACUUGUGUGCUGCCUCAGGAACCAGAGCUAGAGGUGAGUUCGCGCCUUAAAACCGCCAGCUCGUCCAUCGAGCAGUCCCUGGGACUCGUUGGUCGGGACGGCCUAUCUGCUUCCGUCACACCGCCGCCGCCUGGUACUUCCUUAGCCUCCCACUCAGACAUAUAUCCUCCAGGUUGUCCUCCGCCGCCUGGAGUGUAAAUUUCUCCUCCCCCCUCCUUGAUCGGAAACUUAUUUUGUGCAUUCUGUAUAGUUAAUAAAUCACCAAGCACGUCAUUCUGCUUACCACCACCACCACCACCACCACCACCACCACCACCACCACCACCACCACCACCACCACCACCACCACCACCACUUAUCUCUGGUACGCCAAGGGGCAGGAUUAUUCACUACCGCACAACGUCCUACAAGUACAGCGGCUCGUCCGUCGCAAGCGAUGACUACAAUCGCUGUUUCGGAAAAAGCAGUCGAGGCUUGUGCCUCUGUUAGGCUCUAAUGAGGAAGACUUGCAUAGCUCCUCACUCGCCCCCACUCUCAACACGAGUCAUAUUUCAAUGGUGAGGCCACGUUAAGACUACUGGAAGUUGGCGUGCCAAACACGGGAUAGUCCUACGGCCAAUUCCAUUCUGACCUAACUCUCAGUCUGUUGAUAGUUUUCGAAGCCACGACUUCUUGUAAAUUUUAGGGGGAGUACGUGUAGGGCCCAGUCUUCUUCACUCCGUCUUGACACCGGCUCCUGAUGGGAUAGGAGGGGCGAGUGCGGUAGAUGCAGCGCAAGUCUACCGUCAUUCUAAACUCACUCACGCGAAAGUCGCCGUCCCCGCCCUCGGUCUGCUGUAGAGCACACGGUCGAAAUCGACGGUCGAACUUUCAUUGGCAGUCUCUCUUUCAUUAGUCCCCCAUAUUUGUGAAAAGUACGGACCAGGCCAGCCGGAUAUGAGAUUUGGCGGAUAUAUGAGGCCUCCAUCUAGUCCGUUCCACACUUAAUCGGCUCCGCGUUUAUCUUACCCAACAGCGCUAUCCGUUUCAGCAGUCUAGGAUACCCGACGCGUCGCGCGAUAGUUGUGCGCUCGGUUGGCCAUCUGACAAGGUAGGCCCCACCGAUCGGGUCUUACGUCCCCGGCGCCCGUAGAGCCUGCCUCAUGUCGACCCGUUGCUUUCUUGGUUGGUAAGGAGUUAGGUGAACCAGAUGUCAGCACAUUAUUUCUUGCCUGAAAAUGCAACGAAUUUGACCGUCUGGCAGGGAAACCUAUAUAACUUGUAGUUCGGAAGUUAGCCGUUUAUGGAAAACAAGACGUACCCUUGAUGUCUCUGGCACCACGAAGCUGAGCUUUUUGGGGGUAUUCCCUUCAGGGGGAAGGGGUGCGUCCGAGUCACACCCGUGGAGUGAAUUUAAGCUUUACGAAUAAUCUGUACUGCUAUCGCACCUCACUAAAAGGGGAUUACAUUGGCAGCCAGGGGGCGCUGAUCGGGUUGCACUGUCGCGCGUUAGGUGCAGGCUUACACCACGUCGGCUGCUGAUGUCAACUUCAUUUCCAGACGACCCGACUCGACAGGCCGCUCACACUUGGAGGGGGGAGAGGCAGUGAGGUCGAUCCAGAUUGGAUCCAGAGUUUAUUUUGUCCAGCUGAGACGAACUGACGUGCUUUAGAGUUUUCUACGACCCGCUGAAGGUCAGGGUCUGGCGGGCUUCCGUCUGAUGGAGAAGCCCGUUCGCAUUCAGGACUGGGGCUCGGCCUGCAAUACCAUGAUCUUUGCACCAUUCUAA